CUUUAUUGGGCGUCGCCCAAUGCUCAAGUUGGCUUUUUGGGUGCUCGCAUGGGCGUCGCCAUCGGCCGAGGCUUGGCUGCUGUUCCAAAUAGUUUCACACCGGUAGCCGCGUUUGAAGAAUUUUAGAGUAGACACGCACACUUCAUCUGUGACUGAGGACACGCUGACACAUAACUGAAAGGCUUGUGCAGAAUGCUACAUUUGAGCGCCAAGUCUCCGCUGAGCAACCAAGCUCGCGGCAUUUCGAGCAGGACCGUCGUUGCGCGUAAACCUCUUAUUGUUCGGUCGGCUCUGGAUCGGCGGCUCGUGGGCACAUGGAACAAAUGCCCCGUGCGCUCGACACCAAUGGAUGGGGUGGCUGACCUGGUCGGCCUCUCGGGUCUGGUACGCGAGGGCAUUAAGCUGCUGCGCGGCUGCGAGCUUUCGGUGGAUGGAAGCAGCUUCCGCAUGGGCGUCUUCUCUGCGAUACCCAUGGUCAAGAUUACGGAGAAUUAUCCGCUCAGCGGCACGGAGGCGUCCAACAUGCGUCGCGACCUGCGCUUCGGCUCCUGCCGCGGCUCCUUGUCUGUGACGCCUGAGGGCUUGCCGCAGCUGCGCAUGCGCUGGGAGGAGCCGUACCGCGGCGAGGGCGUGGACGUGUUCGCGCUGGUGCCGGGGGCGGGCGGCCGCGAGGAGCUGCACGUGACCAGCAGCGUCACGGUGGGCGGCCGCACCGUCAGCUACACGUCCGUGCACACGCGGCGUUGAGGGCGUCUGGGGGCUGGGGGUGUGAGGAGGGAGGAGGGAGGAGGGAGGAGGGAGGAGGGAGGAGGGAGGAGGGAGGAGGGAGGAGGGAGGAGGGAGGAGGGAGGAGGGAGGAGGGAGGAGCCGGACGGCAGGGGGGAGGAGCAGGGUUGCAGAGGGGAGGAGGGUGGAGAGUGGAGAAGGGUCGGUGCGCGCGCAAGCGAGUGUGGCGCAGCGCAUUCGAACACACGCACGCGUGCGGUGUCGUCGACAGCUUGGUGCUGGUGGGUCAUGGUUGAGGUGGCACACGAAAGGCAGUUAGCUCCAUCCCGGACAUAUGGUGCGGUAUUGCGAUCACACUCGAUCACGCAAAGGCGCGCGACCAGGGGUUGUAUCUUGUGUUCACGGCGAUGUCUAGCUCAGGCUGGAGGUGGUUACGACGUGUGACGGCGUGAAGAAUGAAGCAUGAAGGUAAUGCUGAUUAUUGUGGCUGUCGCAGUAGCGGGAACAAUACACCAGAGAAACGGUGUAAAGCAUACGGAUUUGAGCACGCAUGUGGAAGCAGCAGUAGCCUUGAUUCAUGCAUGUGUUUAGGAUGCUCCAAUGUCAUUGCGAGGGCCCACCUUGCCGCCCAUACCUUGAAACACUAUUGUGAUUAGCAGGAGAGAGGGGAUAACUGGAUGCACAAUGACGACAGCAAGUGUAACAGUCUACGCGACACCCCUGCCUCGUCUGUCUCAGCCGUCCAGGCCACCAGGCACCCGCCGGA
This is a messenger RNA of Chlamydomonas reinhardtii, 1492 nucleotides long. RefSeq lists its product as uncharacterized. The transcript has 4 exons. Bases 346 to 747 code for a protein of 133 amino acids. The record is from RefSeq and is a predicted model, not a curated record. Lineage: Eukaryota; Viridiplantae; Chlorophyta; Chlorophyceae; Chlamydomonadales; Chlamydomonadaceae.